AUGGCGAGAACAAGAUCAACCAAGUCUGCGCCAGCAGCAAAACUAGAGUCCACCAAUGCCUCCUCGACGGCCAAAUACACCUUGCCUGAGGAGCCUUCGAACGCCCCGAAACUAUUCGUCAUCCCCAGAAAAGUAACAAAAGACGCUCGCAUAAUCUCCUUGCCCAACCCUCGCUACUCGAAACCUACUCGCUACCUUCUUUGCCCCGACACAGGCAUCUACGAGUUCACAAAAAUCGCAGCGCCCAAGACAACACCCAGAAGCUGGUUGGUUGAGACAGCUCCUGGCCAUCUGGAGGAGCCGGCGUCCAAGGAACAGUCCCAGCUCGAUGCCCAGGUCACCAACGGUGCGGAUCUCUUCGUCGCGACGCUCGUCGACCCCCUCUUUUUGCUAGUACCUGUACUCUUCGGCUCUACCAGCGCAAAGAAUUCCGGGACGAAGCGCCUCUUCCUUUCCAGCGACGACUACUUCGAUGCGCUGUCUACGUCAUCUUCCCACAUGUACGAAGCCCUCCGAAGCCCCAAGACGCAAGCUCUACUCGAAUCACGAAUGGAGUCUGUUUGCGAUGCCGUCGACGCUGGCGAUGAGAAGAUGUACCGUCUAAGCGAGAAGAAGCUCGUUCUCCAGAUCCUAUCGAAGGCGCGCUCAAUGGGCUCCAGCGGCCUCCCCGCUACGAUGGAGGAGAAGUUUGUCAAAAAAGCCCUGGAAGCACCCAUUCAAGUGCAAAAGUCACAAGCCGCCGUGAACACAGUCGUCAAGCAAGGCCUCGAGACAGUCACCGAUGAAUCAAGUGGAAACGCGGCAAAGAACGAGUCGGGGGAUUCCCAGUCCUCCGUUUCGACAGAAGACAGCACAGCCACGUCUACCUCGAAUGCUCCAACGGUGGCUACCUCUGUCGAAGGUGAGGUCGUUGAGGAGACGGUGGUGAGCGCGAUCCAAGCAUCCGACGAAGUGAUGGGGCUCCAGAGGCUCAGGAUCGCCUUCGGCUUCAUCUGCUCUAGCUACCUUGCGACAGGGAUGGCAUCGAGUCUGAAGGAUCUCCUCGCCGACAAAGAAACGUCGGGCGUCGAUUUCUCGCCUCUUGACGACUACCUGGCUCAACUGGCCAAACUUCGCGCGGAAGCUGCAUCAUCCCGUUCCAUGGCCGACUACUCUAGGAAGCGCAUGCUGGAUGAGGAAGAGGAAGAGGCUCGCGCCGAGAAGAAGCGCAAGGUGGAGGAGGAGAAAAAGAAAAGAUCCUCUCAGAGCCGCGGUGUCAAGGCACUGGAAAAGGUCAACACCAAGGGCAUGAAGAAAAUGAGCGACUUUUUCAAGAAGAAAUAA
Colletotrichum higginsianum IMI 349063 is the source of this 1323-nucleotide messenger RNA. RefSeq lists its product as uncharacterized. Lineage: Eukaryota; Fungi; Ascomycota; Sordariomycetes; Glomerellales; Glomerellaceae. Bases 1 to 1323 code for a protein of 440 amino acids. The record is from RefSeq and is a predicted model, not a curated record. Gene Ontology annotation, biological process: ribonucleotide metabolic process; RNA catabolic process. Gene Ontology annotation, cellular component: ribonuclease H2 complex; nucleoplasm. The transcript has a single exon.